AUGCCUGCUACCUGGUUGGACCCAUUAUCUCCCUACUUGGGCACAAUUCAUAGUGGAAGCUGGACUUACCGUCGAAGUGCAUUCUACUUAGGUUUGACACUGGCUAUGGUCAAGUUAUGGAACACCAAGCUCAAGCUACCCAAGCUCCUUUUCUUCUUCUAUCGAUAUUUCUCCCUACUUGUCUGUUCCGUUUGGGUGUUCAAGAUUAUCUCGUGGCUGUGUGCGGAAGACAGGUUUGUUGUUGCCCCUGUUACGGCCAUGUUUUUUGCGUGUGGGGGGUGCUUCAUUGGGGGAGCCAUAGCGGACCUACCUCUUAGCCAUGUCCUCCAACCUGAGCUUGGAAUGUGCAUCAUCAAUGAACUUAGUCUGACGCCAUACUUGACUAGUGUUCCUGUUAUGUCCAUGGACUUUGUAUUGGUCCUUUUGAUCGGGGGGAAGUCAAUCGCCUACCAGAUGAAUGUUCCGAACAAGAAAUGGAUGGGUGCGAAUUUGAUGAAGACCCUCGCCCAGCGCGCGUUUUUAUGCUAUUUAUGUAUCUUCUUAGCAACGCUGCUCCAGCUAGUGCUCUUCCUGACUAACCCGGUGUUUCUCUCUAUAUCUGCGGGAAUAAUGUUCACCCUCCUUCCGAUCGCAAUCAACCGCCUCGUCCUGGGAUUGCACCAAAUGAGUGCCAGUGAUCUUGCUUCGUCAGGAGCUGCUUCAAAGCACUUUGGUGUUUGA
Molecule: messenger RNA, 720 nt
Organism: Coniophora puteana RWD-64-598 SS2
Lineage: Eukaryota; Fungi; Basidiomycota; Agaricomycetes; Boletales; Coniophoraceae
Exons: 10
Coding region: 1-720 (239 amino acids)
Source: RefSeq, a predicted model, not a curated record